CUAAAUUAUUGAAUAUUCACACAAAGCAAACAUUCUUGAUUUCUUCUCUAUCAACAUAACAAGUUUUGAUCAUUUUUAGUUCAGAAAUGGAUUGUGUAAAACUUGUAUUCCUUAUGCUAUAUACCUUUCUCUGUCAACUUGCUUUAUCCUCAUCCUUGCCUCAUUUGUGCCCCGAAGAUCAAGCUCUUUCUCUUCUACAAUUCAAGAACAUGUUUACCAUUAAUCCUAUUGCUUCUGAUUAUUGUUACGACAUAAGAACAGACGUAGACAUUCAGUCAUAUCCAAGAACUCUUUCUUGGAACAAAAGCACAAGUUGCUGCUCAUGGGAUGGCGUUCAUUGUGACGAGACGACAGGACAAGUGAUUGCGCUUGACCUACGUUGCAGCCAACUUCAAGGCAAGUUUCAUUCCAAUGGUAGCCUCUUUCAACUCUCCAAUCUAAAAAGGCUUGAUUUGUCUUUUAAUAAUUUCACUGGAUCACUCAUUUCACCAAAAUUUGGUGAGUUUUCAAAUUUGACGCAUCUCGAUUUGUCGCAUUCCAGUUUUACAGGUCUAAUUCCUUCUGAAAUCUGUCACCUUUCUAAACUACACGUUCUUCGUAUAUGUGAUCAACAUGGGCCUGUGAUAGGAUACCUGAAUCAUUUAGCCAUCCAACUUCACUUCAUGAGUUGAACAUGAGUCGUUCUAAUCUGUCAGGGCCU
Messenger RNA from Solanum lycopersicum (tomato), 700 nucleotides. NCBI's taxonomy places the organism in Eukaryota, Viridiplantae, Streptophyta, Magnoliopsida, Solanales, Solanaceae. The record is from RefSeq and is a predicted model, not a curated record.